AUGAUGAAGACGAUCACACCCUCACCCAUCCUCGUCUUCUGGCUUCUCUCUUCCACCGUCGAUGCUCAGUCAAGUUGGGGACCGGUGGUUUCUCCAAAUGCCCCCCUUCACACUUGGGAUGUAUCAUUCGCUCCCAUGAUUGUGGCCCAUGUUUGCGCCGUCUUCUUCAUUGUCAGCUUUGCCCUCUCCCUCCGCCACUGCUCCGACGUGGAUCUGGCUGCUGCCGACAAUUGUUCUUCAAGUGGUCCUCAAGGUAUUGACCCAAAAUUACUCGACACCUUCCCCAUCCUCGUGUAUUCCGCCGUGAAGAGCCUCAAAUUUGGGAAAGCCGCCGCGCUGGAGUGUGCCGUGUGCUUGAGCGAGUUCGACCAACAAGAUACGCUCCGAUUACUUCCGAAAUGUAACCAUGUGUUUCAUCCUCAAUGCAUCGACGCCUGGUUGGCCUCCCACGUGACUUGCCCUGUUUGCCGUUCAAGGCUGAAGCCGGCGGAGGAGCACCGGCGAGGGGAAAACGACGUAGCGAUCGAAAUUCCGAAUGAGGUUAUACAUGCCCCACAGGUGUUGGAUGAAAGUUCUGGGAGUAGAACGGAGCGUCAUUCAGGAGAUAGAAGAGGUAUGGGGGGGCAAGGACACGGAGAGGUACAAUCUCAGAUUGUUGGAGGAUCUUAG
Neltuma alba is the source of this 669-nucleotide messenger RNA. Its product is annotated as E3 ubiquitin-protein ligase ATL6-like. Lineage: Eukaryota; Viridiplantae; Streptophyta; Magnoliopsida; Fabales; Fabaceae. The coding region runs from base 1 to 669 and encodes 222 amino acids. The record is from RefSeq and is a predicted model, not a curated record. The transcript has a single exon.